Messenger RNA from Ostrea edulis (European flat oyster), 2353 nucleotides. Its product is annotated as ganglioside-induced differentiation-associated protein 1-like. Lineage: Eukaryota; Metazoa; Mollusca; Bivalvia; Ostreida; Ostreidae. Gene Ontology annotation, cellular component: mitochondrial outer membrane. Gene Ontology annotation, biological process: mitochondrial fusion; mitochondrial fission. The record is from RefSeq and is a predicted model, not a curated record. The transcript is spliced from 5 exons. Bases 526 to 1467 code for a protein of 313 amino acids.
UUUUUUUUUUUUUAAAGAUAUUUGAAUAUCAAAUUACCUUUGAUGUUUUCGUGAGGUGACUACUCCCCCCCCCCCCCCCCCCCCCCCUUGCCUUAAAACUUGGAUAUUUUACCCCAGAAGAAAUCAAUCAUGUAUAUCUAUUUUUAAUUUUACGAAAAAAUUGUUUUCUUUCUGCUUAUAACAAUGAUAAUGUUCUCUAUUUUUCUCUGUGAAUUUUCUCUCUUUCUCAUUCUUUGUUUUAUUAUUUUUUUUUAUUCAUAAUCUAGUUACAUCAAGGUUUGCGUUUGUAUUAUAAUACAUCCUCAGCAUUGUUACCCAUGUUUGGGGUGGGGGGGAUCAGUUUUGGUAACUCCAAAAAAUGCUAUCACCAACGGGAUCGAUUAAUGUGUGGACGGUUUCUAGAUUAGAAUACGAACUUAAACGGGGCUGAAAUAUCUUGGAGUCGAACUUCAUGUACACCUCCUGUUUGUGAGUUUGAUUGACUGUGUCGAGCGGCUAGCUUAGCCUUCAGCUUUCAAGACGACCAUGAGCAGCCUUACAUUGUACUAUUUCCCAGGAUCUUAUUAUUCCCAGAGGGCACUGUUGGCACUCUAUGAGAAAGAUGCCAAGUUUAAGCACAAGUUGGUGUUUAUACACUCUGGAGAGCAGAAUGACCCGCACUACAUGAGAAUGAACUCAGCAGGUCAGGUGCCUAUGUUGGUUGAUGGGAAGAAAAUUGUUACAGAGUCGGAUACCAUUAUCAACUAUGUGGAUGAAAAUGUGCACACAGGUUCUACAUUGGUCCCAGAUAUGAGCUCUUCGGUUGGGAAGGAGGUGGAGAGCCUAAGGAAGCUGAUUAAUUCAGUAAGAGUGGAAAUCCUCACCUUUGGUGUGAUUACCUUUCAGGACCUAUCCGUAACUGGGCUACAUCCACUGGGAAAAGCAAUGUCAAAGAAGACAGACCAAGGGAAAAGAUAUGAAGACCUAAAGAAAACAUUGGCAGGACUAGCUGAGAAAUACCCAGAUCUACAAGAUGCUUACAAUGCAAAAAUUGAAUUUGCCACAAAUUUCUCACAAAAUUUCCAGAACAGGGAGCUGGUUGUUAAAGUAUUAAAUGAUUUGGAGAAAAUCUUGGACGAAGUAGAAAAGGUCCUGAAAAAAGUAAAAGAAGAUCAGAGCAUCAAAGACUCCUGGUUAGUGGGGCCACGCUUCACUGCAGCAGACAUAGCCUUGGCUACCCUGCUAGACAGGAUAGCAUUCCUCGGGCUGGCGGCGCGGUAUUUCACCUCAGAAAUACGACCUCAUCUGUAUGCCUACUAUCAGCAUCUCGGAACCAGAAAGAGUGUCCAGCAGGUCCGAACAUUGGUGCUGUCCACACCGAGGCUGUUCAUCCUCCACAAACUGAAGAGGGCGUCUCCGUUCGUGAUGGGGGUCAUGGUUGCUGGGAUCGCGGCUGCUGUGGCAUUCGCUGUAAUGAAACAGAAAUAGGAGAUUAAAGACUACAGCAUAGAAAGCUGUGGAAUGCUGGGAUAGAACAAUUACCAGUUACUAAGGAAACUUGGACCAUGCAACUCAGUUGGUAGACUAGUCACUAGCUACAUGUAGCAUCAGAUGAAUCUGUAAGACAAUCAACUAUUUGGAAUAUUGCUAUAUUCUGUUUGCAUACAUUUUUACUAGUCUGCAAAAAUAUCAUUUCAUGCUUAAGUAUUUACAUUUGUUAACUAGAGAAAUCUUUAUUUGCUUAACCACACCUUUAGUCUGUGCUUUUUGAAAGAUAUUUUACUUGCUCUUUGCACAAACUUCCAUAAGUGCAAUACGAUAGCAUUUGUUGAGGAUAUUGAUAUCAUAACAGUCCUAUAUUAUACAGUACUGUGGUGGUGCUAUGCUGUGGGUACUAACAUGUGCCUGUAAAAUUAUUCGCAGAAGUUACAAGAUGAGAUAUUUACAUGUAUUUACUUCAAUAUUAUGCUAUAAAAGUAAGUCAGUAAUAUCAAUAUUGUGCAGUGAUAAACAGCUUGUGAUGAAUACAUGCAUGAUGGAUGCUGAAUAUUUUGAAUAAGAGCUAGCAACAGUUUUGUUGUCAAUUUACAUACCUGAAGUUUUUUUUAUAUUAUAUUUUUUUCAUUUGAAUUUUCCAUUUCAGCUAGUCUACCAUUUGAAAAUGUCAGAUAUAUUGUUGAUGUCUUAAUCUGAGAUAAAGUUUUGUCAUUUGAUACAGUGGGUAUAAUUACAAUUUUAUUUUAUUUUUGACUAUUAUAUCUUUACAUAUACCAUAAUAUUGGCCAUUAAAUUAAUUUUACUUUAUAAUUUACAGAUAUGUAUUCCAAAUGUGGUUGUCUAUUUAUAAAAAUAAAUUUAUAUGCAGAAGAUGAAA